AUGAAGUUAGUUGUAUGUGUUAUCGUUGAUCAAAAUCUUGAAGCUAUACUUCUCAAUGAACAAACGCCUAAUCGGGGAUAUUGGUUUCCAUAUGAUGAAGUAAAAACCGGUGAAACACGUACUCUUGCAGCUCAACGAAUAGCGAAUAAAAUUUGUCCAUCUGACAUCGAAUUGUUAUCUGUCUUGAAAGUCCGUUGUGGAGAUGUCUUGCCGUAUUUACCUAACAUCCAAACAUUUUAUCUGUUCAAAAAAUUAGUGAAUGGCAGCAAACCGCAAGGUAAUAAUUCAUUGUGGAUGACUGUUGAUCAAAUGAAACUUGCUGUUCGAAAUCUGGAAUUACUUGGUCUUGAACCAUAUACAAUCUUUCAAAAUAUUCUUGAACGACAACGAGCACAUGGUUGGAAUGAUCUUACAAUUGGCAGAGAUCUUUUCGAAGAGCCCUUUCUUCAAUUUAUCGAAUGCAAACAGCUUGAUUCAAACAAUCAACCAGCCGGCACACCUCAAGAACAGUUGAUUAGUUCGGCGAAGUUUGAUAAUAAAAUUCAAGAGCGUGUCUUUAAAGAAUUCUACUCCUAUACAUAUCCAAGCGAAUACAUGAGUUUGCGAACUUUCUCCGAAAUAAUGGACAACAAGCUGAGCACCAUUGAAAAAACGAAAAUGCAAGCCUACUUUCGUGCUUUCGAUACUCAACAGAACAGUUACCUAACAUAUACCGAGUAUUUAUUAGGGUUAGCUGCAAUGGAUCCAAAUACUUCGCAUGGAGGUACUCCGGCUGAACUACGUUGUCGAUAUAUCUUUCGUUUUUAUAAUAUCAAAAAUAAUGGACAUUUGUCCAUCGAAGAAUUUCGAGAUCUUCACGGCAAUGUGCAAAAUUUGAAAGCAGGAAAACCAAAUGGGGAUCUUCCAGCUUACAGUGAAGUUCUACCAGUAUUCAAUUCGUUCAAUUUGCAAGAAAAUAGUUAUUUAACGCUAAAUGAUUUUCUAAGUUCUGUCGGCCAACUGAAAUAUCGUGGCACAUCUGUUCUAUUCCGUCUUCCUACUUAUACGAAAGAUUUAUUACGUGUGAAUAAAAGAUUCACAAACAUAAAAGGCGAUAAUCAAUACGACGAAAACCACAACGAGAUUAAUUAUGAAAUAGCUGAUCAUUGUGUAACCUUGAAAAAGUCGGGUUUACUUCAUCGAGUGGAGUCCUUACGUACAAUGAGUUAUAACGCUCAAUUCAGCACGACAACCGAAGAAGCAAUGAAAAAUUUGCCAAGAUCAUCGUCGGAAGAAAUAUUCGAUUGCAGAACAAUCGCGACUGAUAUUCAAGAAAUGUUGCGUACAUUUGAGAAGGCGGACCUGACUAAGGAGGCGUUUACAUGGCCAUCGAAUGCAAUCAGCACUUUAGGUCGAUCGAUACUAACUCUCUGUCGCGAAGUUCGCGAAAUCAUCAGAUGUGAAGCACGUUGUUUGAAAUUGUCAUCUCCAUGUUAUAUCUUGGGUGAUAUACAUGGCAACUAUCAAGAUUUACUCUGCUUUGAGAAGUGUUUAUGGCGUGCGACACCGUUGCUUUCACCAGCAUCGUUUCUUUUCCUUGGUGAUUACGUUGAUCGGGGAAUUUACGGAUUAGAAGUGAUUAUGUAUUUAUUGGCAACAAAAUUGCAAUGUCCAAAGAAAGUCUAUCUUCUUCGAGGAAAUCACGAAAUCAGAAAAAUCCAACAAGUCUUUAGUUUUUAUAAAGAAUGCUUGACGAAGUUUGGCGAAAUUCUUGGUAAAGAAGUAUGGGAAGGAAUCAAUUCGGUUUUUGACGUUCUCCCAUUUGCCGCUGUUAUUGACGAUAAAAUUCUAUGUUUACAUGGCGGAAUUCCUAGUCCGAAUUCAUGUCCAGAUGAUUUUGUAUCUAUGGUUAAUGAUAUACCAGUACCACUGAGUGAACCGGAAAUCGGUUCACAAUUAGCAUGGGAAAUUAUGUGGAAUGAUCCAUUUUCCCUGGACACGAACACAGCGACUCAGUUACCAAUGAAUAUGGUCAAUGGAUUUUUCAAUAAUACCAGAAGAAGUACAGGAAAAUAUUUCACAAACGAAGCAUUGGUGACGUUCUUAGAGAAAAAUAACUUUACUCAUGUAAUUCGCGCACACGAAGUUCAACAAGUUGGUUUUAAGGUGCAAUUGGGCGGCCGUCUUCUAACAGUAUUUUCCUCGUCACACUACUGCGGUGGUACAAAUGAAGCAGCAACUGUGUUUGUUGACUCAUUUAAACUACGACUGAUUCGACUUGAUGCACGAUAA
This is a messenger RNA of Adineta ricciae, 2271 nucleotides long. The record is from the annotation of a GenBank genome assembly. NCBI's taxonomy places the organism in Eukaryota, Metazoa, Rotifera, Eurotatoria, Adinetida, Adinetidae.